Messenger RNA from Drosophila erecta, 1689 nucleotides. RefSeq lists its product as uncharacterized. The record is from RefSeq and is a predicted model, not a curated record. The transcript is spliced from 4 exons. Bases 1 to 1689 code for a protein of 562 amino acids. Lineage: Eukaryota; Metazoa; Arthropoda; Insecta; Diptera; Drosophilidae.
AUGAACGUGACCAGCCUGCUGCAUUUCGAGUCGAUGAAGUACAUCGGCGCCCAGACGCAGGCGGCGUCCAUAAAUCACCACGUGGCCCAGGCCCUGCGUGUCUUCAUCGAGGACUUCUACCAGCGGAUCGCUCCCGCCUUCAUUGUGGUCCUCUCCUGCCGGCGACCCAGUCCCAUGAACUUCUACCGCAACAUUAUGCAGCUGCUCUACGAGAGCGUGGACACGAUGAUCGUCCAGCUGGUGCUGGUCGAGCUCGGUCAUCCGCGGCGCAUCGCAGGACCACGGACCCACAAUCUGCUGCUGGUGGACUCGCUGGACGCCCUGCUGGACAUCGAGAUGCACACGUACACGGCGCAGUCGGACACCAGCGAGUACUACUUCAUCUUCCUGCAGCAGCGGGAUGCACUGAUUCCGCACGACAUGCAGGGGGUGUUCGCGUACUGCUGGCGCCACCAGCUGAUCAACUGCAACGUGAUGACGCAGAGUUCCGGUGGCCAGGUGCUGCUCCACACGUACUUCCCCUACGUCGCACCUGGGCAAUGCAACGACUCGCAGCCCACCAGGAUCAAUGCGUUUCUGGGCGAAUCGUGGCAGCAUCACGACUACUUUCCCUCCAAGCUGCACAACCUCAACGGUUGCCCAUUGGUUGUUCUGGCCAGACGAGUGUCGCCCUUUCUGGAUCUCGAUGAGGGGCAGCGCGAGCUGCGCGGCUUGGAGGGGCGUCUGCUGCAGGAACUGUCGCACAGGAUGAACUUUAGCAUACAGUUUGCGGGCUUGCAGGAUCAGCUCCAGAGUCGCACUACAUGGUCGGAGAAGCAGUUGCUGCAGAAGCUGGUCCAGGAGCGCAUAGCCCACCUGGCUAUUGGUUAUGUGAGGAAGCGCAUCCAGUACGCAACGAACCUGACGCCCGUGUUUCCGCAUUACUCGAACCGGUUGGUGGGAUGUCUGCUGCUGAAUGCCCACAACCUGACCAGCCUGGAGAUCUGGUCGUUUCCCUUUCAGGCACUCACCUGGAUCUGCCUGUUGCUCUUCGCCAGCUGGCUGAUUUUUGGCCUGAUCGUUAGGUCCAUGUACUCGGCUCUGUUGUUCUUUAUCCUGCGCUACCAUCUGCAUCAGCGAUUGCCAGGAAGCUUGCAGGAUCUAGCCCAUGGCGACUAUGCGGCGGUGAUGGGUCGAACAACGUUGCAGGAUCUGAGGGAGGUGCCCAGUCUGCACGAUCUGCUGGGUCUUAGGUCCGUGAUGGUGUCCUCCGAACGGGAGGAGGAGGUGCUCCGCACGCUAGACCGCUGUUCUGUGCGAGAAGGAGCCGGCUCACAUCCGCUUUUCUUUGGCCUCAUCUCUCAGGAUGCACUUCUCCACCUCACCCAACGUGGCCAUCGGGCUGGUGCGUAUCACAUCAUACCGCAGGAGGUCCUGGAGCAGCAGCUGGCCAUUUACCUGCAGAAGCACUCGCAUUUGGCCGCUCACCUCGACCACCUGGUCAUGUCCAUUCGCUCCGUGGGCCUGCUGCACCACUGGGCGGGUCAGAUGGCUAGCGAGCGGUACUUCCGCAGUCGGUUCCUGUACCGGGAGAAGCGUAUCCGACAGCCGGACCUGUGGGCGGUCUACAUCCUGACCGCAGGACUCUAUCUCCUGUCGCUGGUCGUCUUCGUGUGCGAGCUCCUGGCUACCAGAAGAGCAGCAGUCUAG